GGUCGGCACACGGGAUCCGUUGGGGGUCGGUGGUCGCGCCGCAGCUGCGAAGUCGGGUUACUAGUAAAUUUCGCAGCAGUUUGUUUUUAUUUGGUUUAUCUGAGAGAUCGGCAAUCCAUCAGAUGUGGCCGGCCAGGAUGAGAGAGGGAGAGAGAGUGGGCUCGGUUUGAGUCCGUUCUGCGUCGUCGCUUGUUGACCCAGAUGUUUCGACGAUUUAGAUUCUGACUCUCUUGUCCAGGCAGGAAGAUGCUACUCGCUUUUCUUUCAAUCACGUUGAUUUGAGUCGGUGCUUUCAUUCAUUCAUCUAUCCAUCUAAUGACUGACACUCACAUAAAAAAUUCAUUUGAAUGUAGACGAUCGUAUCUAGGAAACGUUGUGAUAUUAUAAUGUUUAUAUAUCAAGUUGAGAAAAUAUAUAUCGAAUUGGUUUUUCUUCAUACAUAUUUUCUUUGAGUUAAGCACAUGGAUGGACGUUCUCGAAGAAGCACCCUGUAACUGAAGUAUGCCGGAAGUUGCGGGAGGAGCGUCCGACGCAGCAACGGGGAGCGGGGCAGGAAACAAACGUACAGGUGGCGCUUCAGGCUCUGAAAAUCCUCCAGCAAAAAAAGGUAAGCGGGCGUCACCCUCAGACGACCUCAGCUUCGACUUUACAAGCAGUGUAGCCAACGAUCUGCUCGAGCAGCCGGCUCGAGGUCGCCCGAGGUCUGCGCCGCGGACGAGCAACAGCACGGUAUCGAGUAAGGCAAGCAAUAAGCAAACUGAUGGGGCUUUUGGAGCAAACAGCAAGUUAGGAGGUGGAACAUUUGCUGGAAGUAAAGCUACUGCGAACGCUUCGGCUAAAAGUAACAUUGCGACGCAUAAGUCAAAAAAUACGGGUGGAGCAGAUGGGGGUGUUGGGAAUAAGGGCACAACAACAAUUACUACAGGCGCUGGAGGAAAUGCGUCGUACCCUCGGAGCAAUAACGCGGGUGCGUCGUCCAUUCCAACGCGAACUGGAACCGCAGGAGGCGCAGGACCACGCUCUGGCAAGGCAGCUACAACAGGACCAGCGACGACUUUUGGCCGCGUAGGUCACAGUUCAACGUGGGCUCCUCCGUCGGCUUCAACAUCUGCCGCCCGGGCGGCGCCAGUGUCCAAGCGUGUCGGUCGGCCAGCUACGCAAGCCAGCAUGCUCAGCAAACCACGCUCUACUUCAGCUCCUAGUCCUCGAGGUCGCGAAGCUGCUGCUUAAGGCUUCCUUUCCAAAAUGAUUUCGGGGGGUGCGUGAAAUGUUUAGCCCACGCCUGGGUCUGAUCAGUGUCUGACAACUCUUCGGUCUUCCAGUAACUUACAUCGUCCAGGAUGUCGAUGAGGUUUCAACUGCAAUGUAUUGAUUCUUCAUGUGUAGAUCGUGCUGUAGUACGUUAACGUUUAUAGUAUUAUGUUCUUCUUAGGAAUCUGUACCUGAAUCUGGUUCGUCUGUUGUAGAAGUCUGACUUAUUGCCUCUAAGGCCUCUCGAAUCUCGCAAACAACAGCGAUCGCAGAAACAAUGGGACGACACUCACCAAUCGGCCAACAGCGAAUAUUACAAGCAGCAGAACAGCAGGCGGCAGUAAGAAUAAGCCCGUGACAUCAUUGGCGUCCCGCAGUCGCGCGACCGCGGUGACCAAGACUGGCGGGAACCAGUCGCCUCGGGGCAAGGCCCCGGGUGCUGCAAGCAGCGGAAGCAAGUUGAAUAUCUCUUCAAACUUGUUAGCAGUACCAAAAGAUAAGACCUCCAACAUUAUUCGUCAAUAUCAUUAUCAACCCAGUUUACCUGACGCAGUCGUGUAAUCUUGCUAUGUGAAUGCGUACGACAUGAUUUAGUAGAAGUCGACGGUUUUUGAUGACGAAGUAGAACAAAUAUACGGACAGUCUUAGAUAACGCGCAACGUGGGCACACGAAUGAACCUGCAGUGGUAUGGACUAUCAUAGCUCCUUAAGCUCUAAGAAAUCCGGAACGGGCAUCUUUGGCCCCGGAUCUAGAGGCGGUUCAAGAGCCGGGUCAAGGGAGAACUCCCCCGCCGCCUCACCCAAAGCUGGCGCAAAAACCAAGGAUUCGGGAGCGGAGUAUGUUUUUCCUUUAGAGUUAUUGGAAAUUCUCAUUAUCAAAUAGGAAUUUACCGAAGCGGAUGAGCAUAUCUAUCAAGUUGAUUCAUUAUAUUCUCUUUCUCUGCAGCAUGGAAUAUUCGAAUUACAGCACUCGUCGUGAUACCACUUCACCAUGCAAUUAUUAAACAUUUCGUUUUUUUUAUGCAAUUGCAAACACCAGGUUAGCGAGGGAGCGCAGUCCCAGACGGGCUUGGUCGAUGAUGGAUGGUGCAGGUCUUCCGAAGUUGGAUUUAAGUAUGGAUUUGGAUAUGGCGCUAGGAUUUCACUCGAUGAAGGGAAAGCGUGACGCGAAUGAAGAUGCACACAUACAAAUCGACAGUUUCUCAGAGACGAGCUGGGAGCACCUAGGACUGAAAGCGACGAAGGACCAGCCAAUUCGGAUGUAUGGAAUUUUCGAUGGACACGGCGGCUCACAUUGUGCAAAAUUCAUCGCCAAGAAUCUCCCCGACAAGCUCCGGGAAAUGUUCAACACCAUGAACAAGAGGAGCACCAACUCGAAUUUCACCCAAGACCAGAAAUGCCAGAUGGCAAUUAUUUUCGCAUUCGAGCAGUUGGAUGUGGAUUACAUCAGCAACCACCUGGGCAGCGAUGCCGGUUGCACAGCAGUUGUUUGCUUGAUAGACACGCUCCAGAAAAAAAUCCACUGCUCGAACAUCGGGGACUCGCGGGCCAUAAUUUUAAGAAAUUGGCCAUCUGGUUGAAUCAAUUUCAGUGUAGAACUAGAGGUUUUAUUUAGUUUAGUGCCUAAGCGUAAGCCAAUUUGAUGGUGGAAGGUACGCCUAACAAGGAUUUUGACUUUCGUGGUGUAUCUUCUUCUUAUACUACGUUUUUCUACCAGACGUUGACAAAAGUAGUUCUUGUAGUUUUUUGUUUUUGCGUGUGCUGUGCGUAAAGCAAGCAUCAUGGUACAACACGUGAAUGGAAAUUUGAGCGAGCUAGACAACAUUAGAGCAAGAUUAUGAUCAUGCAUGUCUGUGUAGCGUUCAUGCAGUGGGCGACGAGCGAAUGCGCUAGCGCUGAGCCGGGAUCAGGACCCAGAUAAUGAGAUCGAGAUGGCAAGGGUCCAUGGAGCCGGCGGCAAGGUCGAUAAGGAGGGCUACAUCAAUGACGCUGUGAACAUGACGCGCUGCCUCGGCGAUAACCAUGGAAAGUUCAAAUGGACCGUGAAGGAGAAAGACGGAUGGUUUUCGCGGUCAUACGCGUUAGCUACUGCGCCAGAGGUGAAGAUGAUCCAGCUCACAUCAACCCAUCAAUUUCUCAUAUUAGGCCAGAAACUCGCAGCUACUUAGGUGCAUGCAUAGGUAAAUGCCAAAAACUAUCCUAGUAAGGUCCAGAAUUCAACGCUGGUCUUAUUUGGUUACACUCUUACAGAAGUUGCCGAAAUGAGCGAAUAGAAGCCGGUCUCUAUGAUUAUGAUCUACUAGCUUUGAAUUUACUAGUGAGCAGUAUGAAGGGUAAUCUCGCAAAUCGCCGCUCGUUUCGUCUAACCUCUCUUUGCUGCGACGGGCUCUUCGAAGCUGGCUGCUUCACCACGACGACCAUUUGCAAUGAAGCGCGUCAAAAAUUGGUAGAAGGAAAAACCUGCCAACAAACGGCGAAAGAGCUUUGUCAGCGGGCCCUCGAUAUGGGCUCUCAUUACGGCAUAAAGAAAUCAAUGUAUCCCAUUCUAGACUAGGGUCUAUGUGCAAAUCUGAACCUGACUAGUUGCCAGCUGCAGGCCCAAAAUAGAAUGAGUAGACAAUGCAACCUAAUAAAUAGGUUCCAACCUUCCUCUUCGAGUUUUAUUGCUACCUAAGAUUCUAUCACUAUUUGAGUAAAGAAGGGACGCGCCUGUCUGGGAUGCUUUGUCUUUCUACAACCGCCCUAAUCUCCGGACAACGUCUCGGUGAUGCUGAUCCUCUUCGAAUCAUCCUGAACGAAGAUGUUGCUCUGGCACUAGUAGUAGUAGCUCUAGUUUGCACAACUACGAGUAAGUGGUGUUUACGUAGACGUGCAAGAUUGCACGAAUCACGAGAAGUACGCAGCUACCCCAAGGCUUGUACCUCAGACGUCUAGGUACAAUUUACAUUGAGGAAACGAGUGAUGAUCUUAGUUUGUGAUUUUGUCCCCUUGCAGCUCCACACGCCGCUGUCAGUGGGUGACGGAAAUAUGUGUAUUGCUUUUGUGGGAGAACUUCAAGGGCUUACUUUUGCUAUAGAUAGUGAAGUGGAAAAAAGUGUGUUGGCACUUUUCAAGAAUAAUUCGUUGAUGCGCUAAUCAAAGCCGUGUAGUAUUGUAAUAAGAUAAGCAUCCAACUUAGACGCAUUCGGCAUUUUUCGCGGGCGUAUGUCUCGUAGUUCAAUGCUGUACGUAGUUUCAGUUUACUAGUCUUCAACAAUUACAGAAACACAAAGAACUCAGUCUUAUUUGUCGACGUGGAGGAAGCCGGAAGGAAUACAAGCUCAUCAUGUCAACUACGUUAACGGACGGCAGUAUGAUGCAUGGCAGGUCGUUGCCUAUUCUCCAAUUCGUCAUCUCCUGCUGUGAAUCCGGCCAUGGCGCUUGAACAUGCGGCAUUCAUAUUACCUUUAAGUGAUUGUUCUC
Amoebophrya sp. A25 is the source of this 4713-nucleotide messenger RNA. The record is from the annotation of a GenBank genome assembly. NCBI's taxonomy places the organism in Eukaryota, Dinophyceae, Syndiniales, Amoebophryaceae.